This is a messenger RNA of Mycena citricolor, 944 nucleotides long. NCBI's taxonomy places the organism in Eukaryota, Fungi, Basidiomycota, Agaricomycetes, Agaricales, Mycenaceae. The record is from the annotation of a GenBank genome assembly.
CGCUGAUUGACCAACGUCACUCGGUUUUCCUCCCCCUCCUCCCACUCAAGGUCGCGAGACUAUCCUUCUGACGCGCAGACGCAACAGAGGGUAUUUUAGCUAAGCAUUUCCCAUAUCGAUACUCUUUUUGCGGACGAUUCACGAAUAAAAUGGGUGGAGCUGGCUGGCUGUUUUUGUUUGCGGUGUUGAUGGCUGCGGGGCUGUUGUUCUGCAUGGUUUUCUUCAUCAUCAUGUUCUCGGACCUCGAAUGCGACUACAUCAACCCCAUUGACCUAUGCAAUAAACUGAACCAGUUCGUUCUGCCUGAAAAUAUCGCCCAUGCCUUCCUCGCGACACUUUUCUUGCUUUCCGGUCAAUGGACUGCGUUCCUCCUGAACGUUCCCCUCGUCGCCUUCAAUGCCAACAAGAUACGAAACAAGAAUCACAUGUACGACGCGACGGAGAUCUUCAGAACCAUUACUGGUCACAAGAAGGAGAGCUUCAUCAAGCUCGGAUUCUAUCUCCUCUCAUUUUUCUACUAUCUCUAUCGCAUGAUUGUGGCUUUGAUCGCGGACAGCGAGUAGAUGUCGAAGACUGGGGCAUACGUUGAAGGGCUUGGGGCUGUUGGAUCACUUCAUUUACACAGUACUUCUACUCAAGAUCAGCUCCAGUUGUAAUCAGCUACGAAUUUUUUUCAUGAGAAUGCUUUCCUAGAACACUCGUGAAGUUGCACGGGUGGAGGAUAUGACAUCGGAGUUAGCGCAUAGAAAGAUGGAGAUUUGAUUCUAUGGACAAUGCAAGAAAUAUUCGAACUACCGACCCUCGUCGAUCCAGGGAAUACAGACGACGAAAUGGGUACUAAGAUGUCCUGUUGUUCAGGACACGGCCUGACACUCGAACGCCCGCGUGGAAAUUGGCAGGCAUGAGCAACAAUGGGGAAAAUGGAUGGCCGUGCCGCCGCACGA